GAUGAUAAACACAUUACAGCCAUACAGAAAUAUCACACUACCUACAAAAGAUAUUGUAAGGAAUGUGAUGUAUGAGAAGACGAUUGAAGAUGAGUGAACGAGAGCAUCAUUUUGUGUUUGUGCACGGUGCAGGGCAUGGAGGUUGGUGUUGGUACAAGCUUGCCAAUUCACUGAGGGAGAAUGGACAUAAGGCCACCUGCAUCGACCUCAAGGGCGCUGGGGUCAACUCAACUGAUCCAAACACUGUCUCCUCUUUGGAUGACUACGACGAGCCUCUCUAUGCCUUCCUCUCCCAACUUCCCAACGAUCAAAAGGUCAUUCUUGUGAGCCACAGCGUUGGAGGAGGGAGCAUGACGGCUGCCAUGUGCCUCUUUCCUUCCAAAGUUUCCUUGGCUGUUUACGUCGCAGCAGCCAUGGUCAAACCUGGUAGCUUGAUUCCUGAUAACCUCAAAAAUGUAAUGAAGAUAUGUUCCGGACUGAUAGAGAAGGAAACUGAGAAGAUAUGGGACUUUACUUUUGGAAAUGGACCCCAAAAUCUUCCAACAAGCAUCAUGAUGAAACCUGAGUACGUUAGGGACAAGUUUUACAACGAGAGCCCCAUGGAGGAUUACACACUGGCCACCACGCUUCUGCGUCCAGCCCCUGUCAUGGCAUUCGUAGGCAUAAUGGAUAUUCCAGCAGCUCCAGAGACUGAAAAAAUCCCAAGGGUGUACGUGAAAACAGGCAAGGACCAUUUGUUCGAACCACAUCUCCAAGACUCAAUGUUGUCCCUGUGGGCUGCUCAGACCUUCCUUCUUCCAGAAAGUGAUCACUCUGCGUUUUUCUCUCAACCUCAAGAACUCUAUCAGUUCCUCCUUCAAGCAGCCUCCUCUAUCUCUCCCUGAUUCCUCUUGUAAUUUGUAUCUCUCUGGAACUUCUCCAAAUCCAUCCUUUUGAUAUAUAAUUACUUGCAUAAAA
Messenger RNA from Capsella rubella, 957 nucleotides. RefSeq names its product methylesterase 18. Gene Ontology annotation, biological process: jasmonic acid metabolic process; salicylic acid metabolic process. Gene Ontology annotation, molecular function: methyl indole-3-acetate esterase activity; methyl salicylate esterase activity; methyl jasmonate esterase activity. The record is from RefSeq and is a predicted model, not a curated record. Lineage: Eukaryota; Viridiplantae; Streptophyta; Magnoliopsida; Brassicales; Brassicaceae.